Molecule: messenger RNA, 2445 nt
Organism: Purpureocillium takamizusanense
Lineage: Eukaryota; Fungi; Ascomycota; Sordariomycetes; Hypocreales; Ophiocordycipitaceae
Exons: 2
Coding region: 282-2183 (633 amino acids)
Source: RefSeq, a predicted model, not a curated record
CUCCUAGCCUGGCCUGGCUGUUCGUUGGCCUGGCACCAGACGAAGUGCCUGUCGCCCGUGUCCGCACCUUUCCUUCCACUGUACCUGUAUCUACCCAACCCGACCGAGAGAGAAGGCGCUCGUCGAAUCCGCACUCUCCUCCCAAUCGGCCGACGCGCCGGAACGCCAUGGUCUCCUCUUCGCAGCUUUGGUAGCCGACUCCCCCAAUUCUCCUCCCCAAUGCGACGACAUUCGACGAACACAGCUACAUCAAAGCAAAGACCCCGUCCGCCUUGGCGCCGAUGCUGAAUCCCACUUCCCAGCAAAUCAUGCGACGCCGACAGACCCUGGCGCUGUUCGGCCUCGUCUUGCUCGCCCUCUGCUUCUACACAGUCCUCCGCCUCGACGACUCGCGGCUGGUGAGGGAGCCAGUGUCCCGCAAAGGGCCGCCACCGGAGACGAAGACGGGCGAGAACAAUGGCGGCGACAAACCCAAGUCCGUACACUGGGAAGAGGCGCCCCGUAUCCGUGGGGGCCCUAGACCAAAGUCUGUCAGCGGGACUGGCUCGCAUCCCAUCUGGUUUCUCAUGAGCGAUGCCCAGCGCGAGCAUGACCAACUCAUCAAGAGGCAGUCCAAGACGCUGGCAGAUGCUGUCAAGGAAUACCGCAGGCGGUACCAGCUGUCCCCACCCCCCAACUUCGACAAGUGGUUCGAGUUUGCCACGGCCAACAAGGUCCAGCUUGUCGACGAGUUCGACACCAUCCACGACCUCAUCACGCCCUUCUGGGGCCUAAAGCCCAAGACGAUUCGCGCGAGAGCCAAGGAGGCCCUGGGUUUCGACAACGCGCUCAUCGGCGUCGCCAUCCGGAACCAUGCGGUCUCUCAUAUCAGCGGCGGCCAGGAAUGGCAGCGCAACGCCACCGAGGGCAUGAUGGCCAAGUUCGUACAGUAUCUGCCGGACAUGGACUUGGCGUUCAACAUCCACGACGAACCGCGAGUCGUCGUUCCGCACGACGAUCUAACGCGACUCGUGAGCAAGGCGCGCGAUGUGAACAUGCCCGCUUCCAACGCCAACACAAACCCGAUUAAUGACUUCUCCAAGACAGCUCCUGAGCUGAGCGACAAGAAGAUGUUUGAAGAGACGAAACUGACUCGUUUCAACGUUUUCGCCCAUCAGCCCACUUGGACGCACUCGCGCAUGUCGUGUCCGCCCGACAGCCCGGCCAGGAUUCUCGAAGAGGACGAGCGCGCCGACGACAUGAGCAAGUACGGGGUUGGUGAUCUCGGCUUCGUCUACAACGCCACGGCCAUGUCGGACGUUUGCCUCACACCGUCGUUGAGCUCGACCUUUGGCUUUUUUGAUCGGCCCAAUGCUUUCAACAUCGUCCACGACCUGUUCCCCAUAUUCUCCCAGUCAAAAAUCUCAUCAUAUAAUGACUUCAUCUAUCCCUCGCCCUGGUAUUGGUACAAAAAGGUGUCCUACGAGGAGGAUAAGGACAAGCCUUGGACGCAGAAGCUAGACAAGCUCUAUUGGCGUGGCUCGACGACCGGCGGCUUUAGCCGGAACGGAGGGUGGAGGAGGCAACACCGCCAGCACUUUGUCCAGAAGAUCAACGCACAUGACCAGGUACAGAUUAUGGUCAACAGUGGCGGUGCGGAAAAUCCGAAAUGGGAGACGAAGCAAGUUCCCCGUGGGGACUAUCGCGACUUCAUUGAUGUGUCGUUCUCGCACGUCGGCCAAUGCGACCCAGGUGACUGCGACGCGCAAACUCAAUACUUCGAUGUGAAGGACCGUGUGGAGCAACAGGAUGCUUGGGGUUACAAGUACCUCCUGGACAUUGACGGCAACGCUUUCUCUGGUCGCUUCUACGCCUUUCUGCAGAGCAAGAGCCUGACCUUUAAGCUCGCCAUGUUCCGUGAAUGGCACAAUGAGUGGCUCCGACCCUGGUUACACUACGUGCCCCUGAGUCUUCAAGGCGAUGAGUGGCUCGAGGCGGUGCGCUUUUUUAGCAGCAGCAGACUCGGCAACAACGAGGCCGAGCGCAUCGCCAUGGCGAGCACGCAAUGGGCCAACAAGGUGGUCCGCAAAGAGGAUAUGGAGGCGUGGUUUUUCAGAUUGCUCCUCGAGUAUGGACGCGUCAUUGACGACCAGAGAGCAAUCAUUGGUUUCGAUCCGUCGAGCGCGGGCAAGAAACUACCGUGACUGACCCAAGAAAUGAGUUGAGGACCACAAGGGCCAGCGUGUGAAUGACGAAACGGCUGUAUAUGCAUAUACACAAAGCGGGCGAGCCGGGACCCUUUAUAUAUACAAACGUUUCCCGCUUGCUCAAGGAGUACGGGCGCAUUCUUUUCUUGUUUAUCUACUUCACCACUUCCCUGGGCGGCUUGUAGAACAGAGUUGGCUUGAUUGCGAUUUUGUAACAUCGGACAUGUAAAGCAUACAAUAUAAUACCCCUUCCGCCUUG